Molecule: messenger RNA, 4260 nt
Organism: Ctenocephalides felis (cat flea)
Lineage: Eukaryota; Metazoa; Arthropoda; Insecta; Siphonaptera; Pulicidae
Product: zinc finger MYM-type protein 4-like
Exons: 15
Coding region: 117-4187 (1356 amino acids)
Molecular function (GO): zinc ion binding
Source: RefSeq, a predicted model, not a curated record
GAUCCUUUUGAUCAAGUAGUAAAUGAGGCUAUGGAUAUUGAUGAAGUUCAGAUAAACAAAAUAAAGAAUCAAAUUCAUUUUAUAAACCUGAUGAAUCUAAUGAUCAUGACACCACUAUGGAUGAUCUGUCAGAAAAGGAAACAGCUGAGGAAAUGCAAGUUGAUUCCGUGAGUGAAGAAACAGAGGAAGUUCAAGAUGUGGAAGCUAGCAAAGGAGUGGAUGAGGAAGUAUGUCUUCUUCCGGAUACCGAAAGGGAGAUUUCUGAAGCUGAUAAAGAAAGAGCUAUUUUAGCCAAAGAAAGUUUGGCGAAGGAAGCUGCGAAUAAAGAAGCACAGGAUUCAAUAACAACUUUUGAUAAUUUGAUUGAAGGUGGUGAUUCCAACAAACCUGAUGAAGCAUCAAUGUCAAACAAUGCAGAGAAAUCAAUUGAUGGUGAUGAGGUAGUCAAUGAUACUGCAACGGAUGAUAGUAAAAUGGAAAUACAAGGUGAUGAGCCAUUAAAAGAACAUGAUGACAAAGAUGUCGAAAAUGAAACCAUUGAUAUUACAGACACAGAGAAUGAUGUUACAGAACCAUUAAAAGAAAAUACUAUAAAGCGAACAACCAUAAGUGAACAAACAUGUGCACAGUGCUCACAAAUAACACUGUGUAAAUUUCAUAUGUUGGUUGAUGGGUCCGUAAAAUUUUUGUGUCAAAAAACGUGUGUUUUGAAAUAUAAAAAAGCUAAUGAUCAAUAUGAUAUUGUUGUUAAAAAAAUGAUCAUUAAAGAAGUUGUUGGUUCUGAGCAUUCAUGCACACAAUGCUCACUUACCAAAACUUGUCAAUAUGAGAUUUUAAAGGAAGCAGCAUUUUUGUGUGAUACUAAUUGUUUGAAAAAGUAUAGAGCAGAUGAAGAAUUUGGCAACUUUGUUAUACGUUAUAGAAAAGUCUUUGUACAAGAAAUAACACCAAGUGAUCAUCAGUGUUUUUAUUGUCAAGAAACUAAAAAAUCUAAAUUUCAAUUCAGUGCACAUGGUGAAGAUAUGUAUGUCUGUGAUGAUGAAUGCUUAACUAAACUGCAAGAGGAAUAUCCCGACAAAUAUCGUGUGAAAGUUCGUAAACUAUUUAGAGUCAAAGAAAUGCCUAGAUUAUUAAAUGUUUCUGUCAGAGAUAUAAAUAUUGGACCAAAAAUACGUACAAGAACAGAAGAGGCUGCUGAAGCAGCUAAACAAGAUAGAGACAAAAGCUUUAAUAGAAAAUGUACUAUGUGUGAAGAAAUUAUUACAGGAGAUGAGAAAAAUUUAAGUUGGGAAACUAUGGAUUUUUGUAAUGAGGAUUGCUUAAGUAAAUAUCAGAACACAUCUUAUUCAAAUUGUUCUAACUGCAAAGUUGGAGUUCACACUACAUCUUUAGGAAAAUAUUGUGUGCGAUUUGGAUAUGAUGUUCGUCAGUUUUGCAGUUCUAGUUGUUUAGAAGAAUUUAAAAAAGGAUUAAAAGUCUGUUCUUAUUGUCAAAAAGAUAUUUCAGGAGGUUCAGAGGGAUUUUUAGCUCCAGUUGGCGAUAAAGGCCAAUUCAAAGAUUUUUGCACACAGAUGUGCAUGGAGAAAUUCGAUCAAAUGAGCAAAAACUGCCCGCCAAUGAAUACUGUCAGCCAGUGUGCUGUGUGCAAUAAAGAUAAAGUUAUAAAAGUUGAAGUCUUCAUUGAUGGAUUUGAUCAUAAAUUAUGCUCUGUUCCAUGUUUCUCAGCAUUUAAGUUUGUUAAUAAAAUUUUUCCUGAUCAAUGUGAUAUGUGUAAGAAAUAUUAUGAACGAAAGUCAUCAGAACACUAUACUAUAUAUGAUGAUGCAGCCCCUCAUACUUUUUGUUCAAAAACAUGUAUGAACGUUUUCAUUCUGUCUAAUAGACAGAUAGUUCCAUGCAAUUGGUGUAAAGUCAAAAAGUACAACUAUGACAUGAUUAGACGAAAUUUAAGUUCAGGGCAAAAAAUUAUGAUGUGCUCUUUGAAUUGUUUGACACUUUAUCAAGUGUCGGUAAAUGCUGUUUCCAUGAGAAGAAUAAAAUGUGAUCAUUGCAAGUCUUUAUCACAAGCUCAAUAUCAUUUAACUAUGUCUGAUGCUACAAUAAGGAACUUUUGCACAUAUCAAUGUGUUAUGUCUUUUCAAGGACAAUAUUCUAAAAAUCCAAUAACAUUAGGAAGCGAGCAGCAUAAGACACCUCCUGCGACUUCAAUUAAGGGUGCGCCCGUGCCUACUGGUGCUCCCAAACGAACAUACAACAUAACACGCCAAACAAAAGGAGUUGGUACGAAAGCUUCAGCUGCGUCAAAGUCAUUUGAAACUCCUAUAAUUUCAAAAGUUCGAUCUCUAGGCACUCCUGUCAAUGCACAUAACACUCGUGGUUCAGUUAAAAGUACUCAUAAACAAGCUCAAAUUGUUCAACAAGCUCCACCUCCUGCUCCCGCUCCGGCACCAACACCACCUCCCAAGCCACAAUUUAAGACACAAUUAAUUGUGAAACCUCCACGUCCUAAGCCUAUUUCGAACAUGUCUACAAUGUGUAAACCAAUGACCGCAUCAAAAGGCACUUCUUGCAAACAGCAAACCAUUAACAAGGAAUGCCAGACAGAUGAUAGUUUGCAGAAAAGAAUUUUAAUACCGGUACCAGUUCCUAUAUAUGUUCCAACUCCUUUGAAUAUGUACUCUAUGCCUUAUCCUGUGCCAGUACCCAUACCUUUGCCAAUUCCAGUCCCAGUGUUCAUUCCAACAACUAGAAAUUCUGCAAAUGGCAUCAUGAAAGAAAUUAAAAAAAUCCAUGAGAAAAUGCCAACUGAUCCAUUCGAAGCAGAGUUGCUGAUGAUGGCUGAAAUGGUGGCUGGAGAGAAAAAGAGAAGUGAGAGUGAUUCGGAUUCUGAAGACGAUGCACCUGAAGAUGAUGGAUUUAGUCCAGAAGGAAUGGAAACUAGUAACACUUUUGGUGAAGAUAUGCUACAAAUGGCCUUGAAAAUGGCAUCGGAAUAUGAUGAACCAGCUGUGGAUUUAGAAUCUGCGAUGACGGCCAGUACAAUUACUCCAAGCUCCCAUCCUCCAAUGUCUAAUGAAGAAGGAGUUGAUGACCCGAAUCCAAUGCAUCAUCAUCAUAUGCUUAUGAUGGAACAACAAAGAGCCGCUAUGCGUGGGAGAAAACGACCUAAUCGACCACAGGGUAACAACUUGGGUGUUAAUAAGCGUAAUCGCCGAGUAAGCAACACUGACGGUCUGCCAAUGAUGCAACCACCCACUCAACCAGAACCUCCUAGAGAACCCACUGAAAAACCAGAUGCAAAUAUGUGCCUAAAGUAUACAUUUGGUGUCAAUGCUUGGAAACAGUGGGUGAUGACUAAGAAUGCUGAUUUGGAGAAAAGUUCUAUAAGGCGUAAACCUUUUAAGUCAGAGAUUCUUCAAUUGACCGCUGAUGAAUUAAAUUACUCUUUGUGUUUGUUUGUCAAAGAAGUUCGUAAACCAAACGGCAGUGAAUAUGCUCCAGAUACAAUCUAUUAUCUGGUUUUAGGUAUUCAACAAUAUCUCUUUGAAAAUGGAAGAAUAGAUAAUAUUUUCACUGAUGCAUAUUAUGAGAAGUUCACUGAAUGUUUAGAUGAAGUUGCUAAAAAGUUUUCUGUUUUAUAUAAUGAUUCACAAUAUAUUGUCACUAGAGUUGAGGAGGAGCACUUAUGGGAAUCUAAACAACUUGGUGCUCAUUCACCGCACGUGUUGCUUAGUACACUUAUGUUCUUUAACACUAAACAUUUCAAUUUAGUAACUGUAGAAGAACAUAUGCAGUUGUCAUUUUCUCAUAUUAUGAAACAUUGGAAGCGUAAUCCUAAUCAACCUGGUGCAACUAAAGUUCCUGGUUCUCGCAAUGUGUUACUAAGAUUCUACCCACCUCAAUCAGCAUUAGAUGCUAACUCUCGCAAAAAGAAAGUUUAUGAACAACAAGAAAAUGAAGAAAAUCCACUUCGAUGUCCAGUAAAACUUUAUGAAUUUUAUUUAUCUAAAUGCCCUGAAAGUGUGAAGACCAGAAAUGAUGUAUUUUAUUUGUUGCCAGAAAGGUCUUGUGUGCCUGACAGUCCUGUCUGGUAUUCGACAAUGGCUUUAGGAAAAGAACCGCUGCAAAAAAUGCUUCACAGAGUUAAAAUGGUGAAAGAAAUCAAUAUCGCCCUGUUAACAAGUUAAAACAUUAGGUUUAUUACUUAAAUUAUAUAUAUGCAAUAGAAAUUGUCAAAAAUAUAAUUUUGUUACCAUUAUU